GGAGUCUGAGCCGGCGGUUGCAGUGGAGGCGGUGAUGUCGGUGCAGGUCGUGUCAGCAGCGGCUGCCGCGAAGGUGCCUGAGGUGGAGCUGAAGGACCUGAGCCCCUCCGAGGCGGAGCCGCAGCUGGGACUGAGCACGGCGGCCGUGAGCGCCAUGGCCCCCCCAACGGGCGGCGGGGACCCUGAAGCUCCAGCUCCCGUGGCGGAGCGGCCCCCGGCCCCUGGCCCGGGAUCGGGGCCCGCUGCGGCUCUCAGCCCAGCCGCUGGGAAAGUGCCUCAGGCGUCGGCCAUGAAGCGGAGCGACCCUCAUCACCAGCAUCAGAGGCACCGCGACGGCGGCGAGGCCCUGGUCAGCCCCGACGGCACCGUCACCGAGGCGCCGCGCACGGUCAAGAAGCAGAUCCAGUUUGCUGACCAGAAGCAAGAAUUCAACAAACGUCCCACCAAAAUUGGACGUCGCUCUCUGUCUCGCUCCAUUUCUCAGUCAUCUACUGACAGCUAUAGCUCAGCUGCUUCAUAUACAGAUAGCUCUGAUGAUGAGACAUCUCCCAGGGACAAGCAGCAAAAGAACUCUAAGGGAAGCAGUGACUUCUGUGUCAAGAACAUCAAACAGGCGGAGUUUGGACGAAGAGAAAUUGAAAUUGCUGAACAAGAAAUGCCGGCACUGAUGGCUUUGAGGAAGAGAGCUCAAGGAGAGAAACCUUUGGCCGGAGCCAAAAUUGUGGGUUGCACACAUAUCACUGCUCAGACUGCUGUGCUUAUGGAAACUCUGGGCGCUCUGGGGGCACAGUGCCGAUGGGCUGCCUGCAAUAUCUAUUCCACUCUCAAUGAGGUGGCUGCUGCUCUAGCAGAAAAUGGAUUUCCUGUGUUUGCCUGGAAAGGAGAGUCAGAAGAUGACUUCUGGUGGUGCAUUGAUAGAUGUGUGAAUGUGGAGGGCUGGCAGCCAAACAUGAUCUUGGAUGAUGGAGGGGAUCUUACUCACUGGAUUUAUAAGAAGUAUCCCAACAUGUUUAAGAAAAUCAAGGGCAUAGUGGAAGAGAGUGUUACUGGAGUCCACAGGCUGUACCAGCUAUCCAAAGCUGGGAAGCUAUGUGUUCCAGCCAUGAAUGUCAAUGACUCAGUCACCAAACAGAAAUUUGACAACCUCUACUGUUGCCGUGAAUCAAUUCUUGAUGGACUUAAAAGAACAACAGACAUGAUGUUUGGUGGGAAGCAGGUGGUAGUCUGUGGCUAUGGAGAGGUGGGGAAGGGGUGCUGUGCUGCCUUAAAAGCUAUGGGCUCCAUUGUGUAUGUAACUGAGAUUGACCCCAUCUGUGCUCUUCAAGCCUGUAUGGAUGGAUUUCGACUGGUGAAAUUAAAUGAGGUCAUCCGACAAGUGGAUAUUGUUAUUACCUGUACAGGUAACAAGAAUGUGGUAACCAGAGAGCACUUAGACCGUAUGAAGAAUAGCUGCAUCGUUUGUAACAUGGGACAUUCCAACACGGAGAUUGACGUGGCGAGUCUUCGGACACCAGAACUGACCUGGGAGCGAGUGAGAUCCCAAGUUGACCAUGUAAUAUGGCCUGAUGGCAAGAGGAUAGUGUUGCUGGCAGAGGGCCGUCUGCUAAACCUAAGCUGCUCCACAGUGCCUACAUUUGUGCUCUCGAUCACCGCAACUACUCAGGCUCUUGCCUUGAUAGAACUCUACAAUGCUCCUGAGGGUCGCUAUAAGCAGGAUGUCUACCUGUUGCCCAAGAAAAUGGAUGAGUAUGUGGCCAGCCUACACCUGCCCACCUUUGAUGCCCACCUGACCGAGCUGACAGAUGAACAGGCCAAGUAUCUGGGGCUCAACAAGAAUGGGCCCUUCAAGCCCAAUUACUACAGGUGCCUUGAACUCCCCAUAAAAUAGGGAAGCCUGAGUAGUGAUGAGCUUCCUGCACUGGAAUUGGUCUUUUCAUCCAUCACCAUAUUUACAUGAACUCAGGAAAAUAAACCCACUCCCCCUCACUACCACCCCCAAAUGAUUCUUUGAGGCCUUCUCCAGACAUUAAACAGUGUUCCCUUUCCUGAAUUUGCCACUUCAUCUUCUUGAUAUGAUGUUUACCCCUGUAUGGAGAAAAACUGGCCUUCUUCAUUGAUGUGAAAAAGCACCACAUUUAUCUACCCUCACCAUACACUGCAGAAAAGUCCCUGCCUCCCCGUUGUACCUUUAGGCCGGCUCUUCAUGUCCCAGCAUCCCCACAAGCUGAUAACAUCACAGUCUCAUCUUUCUUUUUUCCUGCAGGUAUUAAGUUCCUGUAACUCAAGCCAGAAGAAGUUUUAAGGAAUAGAACUCCAAGUCUUUUCUCCACUCCUAUACAGGAAAGAACCCAGCAAGCUGCUUCUCCAAUCAGCUGCCUGCCGUGCUCACCCUAUAUGUUAGGUUAUUUAUUUAUUAACCUAAAUAAUAAAUGUCGCCUUGGCCCAGAGUGUGGUUGCUGUCCUGAGGGCUGCGAGAGCCGCAGAGGACAGGCUGAGGAAGGAAAGAAAUGGGGUUCCCAGUGGAUCUUUUGAGUCAUUCCCCACUGACUCGGAAUCCUCAGCACUGGGCAUUGUUCUCUUGUCCAGGCUCAGGAGUUAGUCCAUGGAUUCCAGACUCCUCCUUCUCUGAGGUUUUCUGGAAUAAAUUUUUAGCAGCUGCCUUUCUCAGCUUUGGCCAUUCCCCAGGUGAGGCCUUUUGGAAGCCACUGAAUUAACAUGGCCUGGGUUCCCAGCCUUGACCAUCACUAUCACUGCCUUCUUUAUAAAAUGGAAGGAAGGAAGGAGUGUUGUGGCUUUGGCAAGCUACACAAAGAACUCAGCUGUGCCUCUGUUUCCUGGGAGUCUCCUUCCUUACCCAGGACUCCUUUCUUCUCCUUGAAUAUUUAUGUCCAUUUUAACAAUUUCAGGUUCCAAGAGGAAUGUGCCUCUAUUAUUUCCUCAACAGCUCUGAUGUUUAUCAGACAUUUGUUUUGCCCUCUUUCUAACCCAACUAGCCUCUGCUCAGGAAGUGAGGGCCAGCCCCACUGGGGCCCAUAAUUUUACUUCCUUGUCAUUUAACUGGAUAAUUUCCCAGGAAGCUCCCUACAGAUUGGCACUGUCUCAGAAAAGGAGGCUUGUUGUGAAACACUGCUUCCUGAAACUUCCUCCUAUUGCCUAAAACUCCUUCUGAAACUGAGCAGGGAAAGGCUUACUUUCCAAGGGAUUUGGGAGAGCAGGGCUUCAGAAAUGCGACAGAUCUUUCAGACCCACAGCUCAACACCCUAAAGAAGCAGAAUAUAUUUAUUUGUCUCCUGGGAAGGGCUUUGCAGCUUAACUGGCUAAGCUAUACAGAGAUGACACCCUAAACUGAAUCCAGAUGAUCAAAGCUAGUUUGAACGUCGUCAGACAUUCAUCCCUUUGGCCAUUGCCAUUGAAUAUGAAACUGAGAUCUAACGUCUCUGCAAUUUGGUCUGUGGUCUUUCUUCUCUGCUGGGAUAUCUUUUUAUGUUCUGGCCAUCUUGGGAUUCUGUAUUCCAGAGGUAGUUUCUUGAGUAACUCCAACAUUACAAAAAAUUUGUAAUGUGAGCAGCCUGAAAUUUUGUGUCCCACCUAAGAGUUGGAUUCCUUUUAGAGACUGACCUGUUGGUCUUAAGGGUUCCAUUGGGACCAGAUUGGUUCUAAGAGUUAAAGUCUGGAGUGGUCCUAGGAAUCUUGAAUGAAAUGAGUCCUUUUUCCCCCUGCUAACCCUGUUUAACACUCUUAGUUUUGUUUUUCCAUUUUUCCCCUAUCCUGGUCUGCCUCAAAGUCUCAAGACCAAGGUGACCCAAGGAAACACCAGACCACCCACGAUCACCAUAACCUUCCCACCCUAAUUCUGCUCUCCGAUUUCUACCUUCUCCAACUUCUCCUGGUCUUCACAUAUACCCACAGAGCUAGUCUGGAAGUGACCUUCCCUUUGGAGGUAGGGAGGUGGAUCUUAGGUAAAUGGUUGUUUGCCUCACUAAAUAGUACACAGUCUCAGCCCAUAGAAUCUAGUUCCUCAGAGGCCCGUAUGUCUUAGAAAGUACUGGAAAAAUGCCACAUGCGUGGCUAUAUUCUUUCAUGGAGAAGAUCAUAAAUGCUGAAAAUCCCACUAGGCCAUUCAAUUCUUCCUUUUGCCCACCCUAUUCUGGCUUUUGUUUUAAUUAAUUGGAUCCCUUUAACAGAAGAUUCAGAAGAUGAAAUUUGUGUCUCAUCUUAUAUCCAGAGAAGAUUCCAUUAGGCAGAUAUCUGGACUCUAGCUUAUUAUGUUCUUAAGCCAAAGUCAUAACCUGCUGUUUCUCAGCAAAGCCUGGCUGCCUGUGGAGCUUACUAUGUGCUGAUCCUGACAGGACAUACUCUGCCUUGAAAAUGUGAAGAGACCCAUUCCAAAUGAAAAAGAGCCACACUGGGCUUCUAGGUUAGGUUGCCCAUGUUGCUACCCAUGGUGAGGUAUUUGCCUCUGAGUUUCAGGUGACCACUCUUCGUCUCUUUCUGGGGACUCUGUGUCAUAACCAUUAAGGAAAAGGAGGUCCAGGCCUCCUGAGUAUUUGGGUUCUACCUUGGUGUUAGAAUUUGGUCGUUAUUCUUUCUGCCCGUGUAAUCAGAACAAAUGCAUCUUCUUCCCUCGAGCUCUCACCUCAGAUUCAUCCUAGGUAUCUGGAAGCAUGGGAAAGAAGACUAAUUAUAAUUAGCUCUUUAUAUGUGACCCUGGCCUGUGGGGAAUCUUACCAUUUUCUCUGCAGUGAAUUUGUGCUAGUUUUCAAGGUUUUUUGCCUUCUUAAUGGAAAUACUGUUUUCUUUUUCUCAUUAAAAAAAAAAGUAUCUGGUCUACCUUUCCUCUGCCCUCCUACCUCCUCAUCCUCCCCUCCCAUAUGAGCACGGCUCCCCAUGGCCACAUACUCCUGCAAAGCUUUUUUGCUGCUUGGCUUUUCUCUGAACAGAUCUGAAAUUGCUGCUCCUGUGGUUUUCUCAAAAUUAACUUUGUCAUGGUUUUAAAAAAGAAAUCAAAAUGCAUUGUUGCAUUAAGCUUUUUUAAUAAAGGAAAAUUACAGGAAAAAAUAGGCAACACCAGCAAAUUAUAUGUGGACAAGUUCUAAACUAUAUAUACAUACAUAUAUAUGUAAAAUUAUCUAGUUCUCAUUGUCAUCUUACUGAAAGGAAAUAAAACCUCUAAAGAUUGCCAUAUCUGAGAGGCUCUUGGAAAUCUUUAUGUCUAAGUGAUUGUAUUAGAUCAGCAAUAAUGAAUAUGUAAUCUCAAAAGAUAAAUAAAAUAUUCUUAAAAUGGA
Molecule: messenger RNA, 5285 nt
Organism: Lagenorhynchus albirostris (white-beaked dolphin)
Lineage: Eukaryota; Metazoa; Chordata; Mammalia; Artiodactyla; Delphinidae
Gene: AHCYL2
Product: adenosylhomocysteinase like 2
Exons: 16
Coding region: 35-1888 (617 amino acids)
Biological process (GO): L-methionine cycle
Cellular component (GO): cytosol
Source: RefSeq, a predicted model, not a curated record